CCAAGCUUUCUUCCUCAGCCCUGGGUAUCCAGGCUUGCUAUUUAUUUAGCCAGGCACUCAGCAGUUUCUUCCUUUCCUUUUGUUUCUAGAUCAACAACUUGUUUAGAAAAAGCAGCUUUGGCCCUCACUAUUUUGGAUGCAGGCUGACUUUGUUAAGGUCUAUGAAGAAUAGGAUAGCAACAGGAGUGGAUGUCGAAUGUGCUUAUCAGGAAGAUUCCUCCACCCCUGUCCUGGACCGAGAGAAGAUUUACUGGGAGCUGAGUGAACAGACCCAUGGAAAAACAAGGCUGGGACCCUACAUUCUACAUAAGGAAAGCCUUUAUGUGGAUGGGUAUACCCAUCAGAUACCAACCACCACCACAAACACCUGGAGACCCAGUCUAGAGGCUUUCACCCUGAACUUCACCAUCACCAACCUGCUGUACACAGAAGACAUGGGGCAGAAGGAUUCCAUCAAAUUCAAGUCCACUGAAAAGAUUCUUCAGAAUAUGCUUGGCCCUUUGUUUGAGAACAGCAGCCUUGGUUCCAGUUAUUACAGGUGCAAACUGACUUUCCUAAGACCUCUGAAGAAUCUGACAGUGACUGAAGUAGGUGUCACCUGCCUCUAUCAGAGUGAUUCCACUGGUCCCUUCCUGGAUAGAGAGAGGGUUUACUGGGAAUUCAGCAAUCAGACUGGGGGCAUCACUAGACUGGGGCCCUAUACCCUCGACAGGGACAGUCUCUACCUCAAUGGUGAGUAA
Monodelphis domestica (gray short-tailed opossum) is the source of this 740-nucleotide messenger RNA. NCBI's taxonomy places the organism in Eukaryota, Metazoa, Chordata, Mammalia, Didelphimorphia, Didelphidae. The record is from RefSeq and is a predicted model, not a curated record.